Messenger RNA from Paramecium tetraurelia, 1191 nucleotides. RefSeq lists its product as uncharacterized. The record is from RefSeq and is a predicted model, not a curated record. Gene Ontology annotation, molecular function: protein kinase activity; ATP binding. Lineage: Eukaryota; Ciliophora; Oligohymenophorea; Peniculida; Parameciidae. Gene Ontology annotation, biological process: spliceosomal complex assembly; regulation of mRNA processing; protein phosphorylation. The transcript is spliced from 5 exons.
AUGACUGAUUCAUCCUCAGAAUACGAUAGCAUGAAUGAAGGCUAAUAUGAAGCUAAAAUAGGUGAGACACUGAAAAAUAAUCAAUAUCAAAUUAUAAAAUGGUUAGGAGAUGGGACAUUCUCAAAGGUCUGGUUAGUGAAAGAUUUAAUUAGUUCGAUUCAUUAUGCUCUCAAAAUUUAAAGUUCAUAGUAUUCAGAUGCAGCCGUAGAGGAAAUAGAUAUUUUAAAAAUUUUGAAUGAAAAUGAAAAUUCACCAUAAUGGCUUGACAUUCAGAAAAAUAGAAUUGGUAACUAACAAGAAACUCAUUGUGUAAAAAUGGUUGAUUCUUUUGUUCAUAUUGUCAAUGAAACAUUGCAUCAUUGCGUAGUAAUGGAAAUAUUGGGACCUACCUUAUUGGAUUUAAUUAGAUUCUAUGAAAAGAAAAAUUCUAGUAUGAGCAUCUAAUUAGGGAAGGAGGUCACUAAAUAAGUGUUGAUCGGAUUGAUUUAUGCUCAUGAAGUAUGCUAAAUUAUACACACUGACAUAAAACCAGAAAACAUCAUGAUUGAGUUGAAUGAUCAAUAAUUAAAGUAGUUAAUUAACGAUGAGGAGGCGGAUGAUAAGAAGAAAAAAGUUAAAUUAAAUGAUAUAAAUAAUGGGGAAACUUUUAUCUGGAAUGAGAAUGUAAUAAUUAAUGUAAACACUGACCUUAAAUUUAAAUUAGUUGAUUUUGGAAAUGCUUGUCAAACUAAUCAACAAUUUGAGGAAAUUCAAACUAAGGAAUAUAAAUCUCCUGAAUCUAUUAUUUAAGCUCAAUAUUCAACCAAUACAGAUGUUUGGUCUCUUGCAUGUGUAAUAUUCGAAAUCUUGACAAAUGAUUACUUAUUCAAUCCUGAAGGAGAUAAUGAAGAAGAAGAAAUGGAGGAUCUAUUAGCCAUGAUGAUAGAAUUGAUUGGACCUCCAACAUAAAGUUUCUUAAGCAAAGGCAAAAGAAAUUCCCAAUAUUUUGAAAAAAAUGGAGAUUUAAAAACAAUUAAAGAUUUACAAAAAUUCAAUCUAAGUGAUACUUUAAUAAAAGAUUAUUCUUUUGAAGAGCAUGAAGCAAAAUAAUUAUAAGAUUUCAUUCUCUUUGCACUAAAAUGGGAUCCUGUUGAUAGGCCUUCCUCAUAAAAUUUGUUCUUGCACCCUUGGCUUCAAUAAUAAUAAUAAUGA